CAGCUGUCAUAUACUGUUUUCAUUUUCAUAUGGAUAAAAUAAUUCGUUUUGAUUUUAAUAGUAUUAAGACUAGCCAAUUUCUUUAUUAUUUAGUCGAAAAUUAAAAGUAAUGACUAUGGAGGAAAUAAUAUCGCAGUGCAAUUUUGCCAUGCUAGAAGGCAAAAUAGAUUCACGGUUGUUAGAGGUUAUAAAAAGUUUAGGAUUUGAUAAACCCACAAGGAUUCAGGUCCAAUCUUUACCACAUUUACUUGUUGGUAAAGAUUUAAUAGGUGCAGCGAAGACUGGCAGUGGGAAAACAUUAGCAUUUCUUAUUCCUGUUAUUGACCGACUAAUAAAAUUAGGAUAUAAUGGAAAAAACGGUACUGGCUGUAUAAUAAUUUCACCAACAAGAGAAUUAGCCCUGCAGACAAAUGAAGUUCUCAAAAAACUACUAAAAAAUAUUGCCUUAUCACAUUGUUUAAUAGUUGGAGGAGAAAAGAAGUCAAAAGACAUACGAAUGCUAAAGAAAGGAGCUAAUAUUGUUGUGAGUACCCCAGGUCGUCUCUGGGAUCAUUUACAAAAUAAUGACAAGUUUAACUGUGAUAACUUAAAAUGUUUAGUACUUGAUGAAGCUGAUAAAUUACUGGAAGCAGGAUUUGAGAAACACAUUAGUGGAAUUAUUAAUUUGCUGCCAAAAAGCAGACAAACAAUAUUAUUUAGUGCAACAAUUGAUAACAAGGUGGAGAAUCUUGCACGGCUAGCACUCAGAAGUGACCCGGUACUGAUAUCAGUGAAAGAUAAACAAUCUACUGUUACAGGGUUGCAACAGGGAUACUGUAUAUGUCCAUUGGAAUAUAGGAUACCUUGGCUAUAUAAAAUGCUAAAGAAAACUAAAAAGUUGAAAGUUAUGGUCUUCUUCUCCUCUUGUAAAUCUGUGGAUUUCCAUUAUGAAUUUUUUAAAACACAUUGCAAAGCAUCUGUUUUAAAAAUACAUGGAAAACAAACACAAGCAAAAAGGAAGGAAUCAUUUCAGAUAUUUGUUGAGGCCACACAUUGUACACUGUUUUGUACAGAUGUUGCUGCUAGAGGAUUAGAUAUUCCUUGUGUAGAUUGGAUUGUUCAGUAUGACCCACCAACGGAUCCGAAAGAAUAUAUUCAUAGAGUUGGCCGCACUGCUAGAGGAUUAAAUACAAAAGGGAAUGCAGUUAUAGUUCUUAGACCCGAGGAAGAAGAAUUUAUAAACUUCUUGCAUAAAGAAAAGGUUUAUUUAGAUAAGUAUAAUUAUUGUGACCCUGCCGUGGAAGUACAAGAAAUGUUAGAAGACAUAAUACUUAAGAAUGGAGUCGUAAAAAAAUUAGCAAGACAAGCAUUUCUCUCUUACCUGAGAUGUUACAAAUGUCAUCCAUUAAAGAAGAUUUUUAACAUUAAAACAUUGGAUUUAAAGAUGGCGGCAAAAUCUUUUGGGUUUCAGGAGCAGCCCGACGUUGAUUUUUUAUAAUAAAAAUGUAGGCAAGUGUAGUGUGGGGCGACCGUCUGUGAAAUGGAAUGACGAUAUCAAGAGUCGUUGGAUGUAAGUUGCGCAGGAUCGCACUUUGUGGCGUAAUAUGAGGGAGAUCAUCAGUAGUGGACAUUGGAUAGUUUAUAAUAAUGAUGAUGACGAUAGUAAAAUUGGCCAUCCAAAACAUGGCAUUUCUUCACAAUAACAAGUAUCUGUCACAUGAAAACUGUCACUACUAUACUAGACGCUUUGAUAUCACAAGUUAUUUAUUAUAUCGGAAAAUACCUAUUAAUAUCUCUAAUGAUCUGUCUUCAUCAAUUCUUAUAUUUAUAUAAAUUUUAUUUAGAAACUCCGAACCAAAAUGUUACCAGCGCCAAUAAGAAUCUAAUUCAAUGUCAUUUAUACGCAGUGUUAAUUUGUGAUAUCUAUUUAUAUCUGUAAUUAUCACCCAAAAAUAAAUCAAGUAAUGAAAAUAACAA
This is a messenger RNA of Galleria mellonella (greater wax moth), 1956 nucleotides long. RefSeq names its product probable ATP-dependent RNA helicase pitchoune. The transcript has 9 exons. Gene Ontology annotation, cellular component: nucleolus. Lineage: Eukaryota; Metazoa; Arthropoda; Insecta; Lepidoptera; Pyralidae. The record is from RefSeq and is a predicted model, not a curated record. Gene Ontology annotation, biological process: maturation of LSU-rRNA from tricistronic rRNA transcript (SSU-rRNA, 5.8S rRNA, LSU-rRNA). Gene Ontology annotation, molecular function: nucleic acid binding; ATP binding. Bases 110 to 1477 code for a protein of 455 amino acids.